Rotaria sordida is the source of this 855-nucleotide messenger RNA. NCBI's taxonomy places the organism in Eukaryota, Metazoa, Rotifera, Eurotatoria, Philodinida, Philodinidae. The record is from the annotation of a GenBank genome assembly.
AUGUUUGUUCUUCUUCUUUUUAUUUCCAUUCAAAAUCUUCAUGCUCUAAUUUGUCAUUCAAAUGGUUCAUUUUAUUUUUCUCGAAAUGAAUUUAAUUGGAAUAAUUUUUCAUCUAUUUUACUUAAUAUUGAAAAUCAAAUUAUAUCAAAUAGUUCUUAUUGUCAUGUUCGAAUAACAGUAGAUUAUAAUAGUAAUGAAAAUAAUUAUGUUAUUAUAAAAUUUAAUUCACCAAUUAAUCAUUAUAAAACAAAUAUUGAAUUUGGUUCAACAAUAAAUUUUUAUAAAAAUGAAAUUCAAUCAAUUAUAAGUUAUCUUGAUUAUACUUGUUUAUCAGAAAAUUUCUGUGAUAAAAAUUUUCUUAAUAAAUGGGCUAAACAAUUACUCGAUACAAAUAAUAAUUCAUUACAUACUAGUUUUAUUUCCUUAUGGAAAAAUUCAAGUAGUACAUCAAAUAUAUGUAAUUCAAAACAAAUAAUAAAUCAAUGUGAAAGUUAUUUAUGUUUUAUUAUUUAUGAUGAAUUAAAAAAUCUUAGUUAUGGAAAAUCACAAUGUAAUGAUAAAUUAUCAACAAAUCCAGUUUAUAUACAUAUUAAAACACAUGGAGAAUAUUCAAAUGAUUAUCAAUGUAUAAAAAAUCAUUGUACUAAUCAAGUUAAAUAUAAUUCAAUAUUAGAAAAAAAUCAUACAGAAAAAAUAAUAAUUAAUAAAAUACAAAAAAAUUUAGAUGAAUUACAUAAAAUAAUUUUUAUACGAACAAUUACUAUUGUCGGAAUAUUAUUAUUUAUUGGUUGUAUUGCUUAUUAUAUUCAAACUCGAGAAUAUAGACAAGGUUAUAGAUUAGCAACAAUUGCUUAA